Messenger RNA from Chroicocephalus ridibundus (black-headed gull), 1337 nucleotides. It is a transcript of the gene ZC2HC1B, whose product is annotated as zinc finger C2HC-type containing 1B. NCBI's taxonomy places the organism in Eukaryota, Metazoa, Chordata, Aves, Charadriiformes, Laridae. The record is from RefSeq and is a predicted model, not a curated record.
ACUGAAGUGUUAACACAGUUUUCAUAUCUAGAUUAAGCCUUAAUUUUCUAAAAUCGUUAAAGAGUCUGUGUUAACCAAGUAGAAAUCGUCUGUAAGCUUAGAGCAAGUUUCAGGGUUGUCAUUUAGCUGAUACCUGUACUAGUUUUCAUAUGUUUUACAGGCUUAAACAGGGUCUGCCUGUGUCAUAAUUGUUAAUUAUGUAAUUGCUGAUGCAUGGUAACUUGAACUGUGAGCUUUUGAGUCAUGAAGACUAAUGGCGGAGUACUCUUCACUCCUGACAACAAUGCAGAAGCGGGAAUUUGAGAAACCAUUCCAUUGAGAUGAGUCAGAUACCAGGAAAGGAGUUAAACGGGACAACUGCCCAAAGGCAAGAUCUGGCUCCUUGUACAACCUGUGGAAGACAUUUUGCGCCAGAUGUUCUGCUGAGACACGAUCCAAUAUGCAAGAAGGUCUUCAACAAGAAGCGCAAGCCCUUCAGCUCUUUGAACAGACUGCGGGGAACAGAAAUCACCACUGUGAAGCAGCAGCCCCCGCAAAAGAAACAGCCAGAGAAGAAAUCUAACUGGAGGCAGCACCAUGAGGAUUUUAUCAAUACUGUUCCAUCAGCCAAGCAGGUCACAAAAGCUCUGAAGGAGGGCUGCCCUCUUCCGCCUCCUCCCCCACCAAGCAUCAAUCCAGACUAUAUUCAGUGUCCACACUGCUCACGAAGAUUUAAUGAGGCUGCAGCACAGAGGCGCAUGAAGUUUUGUGAGGAACAAGCUGCCCACCGUGCCUUUGCUGCAAAGACCACCAGACAGGCUUUGUGUGGAUUGCGCAUCUUCUUUUACUAUGGCAAGCACCCAGUGACUCAGAGAAAACCCCCAACCUUAACAACUGCUGUGUCAUCCCUUCCAAAGCGAGUACCAGAAGGUGCCAAUACAGUCAAACCUGGGCCAGAGAACUCUCCAGGAAUAGUGCAGAAAACCAGAAAAACUUUGGGUGUAUCACCUGGAAAAAAAUCUUCCAGAGAGUUUGGUGAGGAAGAUGCCAGCAUCCAUUUCCAUAAUCACUGUCAGGAUGGCGGUGUGGAGGUUCUUCCUUCUCCUCAAUAUUUACUUUCCCAGGCCACGAUGUUUGGUGCUUCUGCUCUUCAGAUCAUGCAAUCAGUUGUUCCCUUCUCUGGCUACGCAGAGUCAUGUCAGAGCAGCAAGGCCUUCCGGCUCUUGCUUAAGGUGGCUGUAGUGCUGCUGUACAAGGAGAUGGCUCACAUGAUCAGCAUCUUGCACCACUGUCAGAUGCAUACCACUGCAGAAAAUGAGAUCCUGGCAGGAAAUGUGGCCAAGAUGGAUUCCCUGUAG